AUGGCAAAUACCUCUUUAGAAGCGCCUUGGGUACCCAUCACCCGUCGCAAGCAAGGCGAUCGGGAUGCCUGCAUCCCAACACAAUGGCACAUACCCUCCUUGUACUUGCCUAAGGACCCUCCGCGCUUCGAGGACGGACUUCAAAGUGUACUAGAUGUCCCUUCGAAAAUUUUGUCCCAGGAAGAAAUCAAGAUCACCGAGGACUACACCGUCGCCACGCUCCUUGAGGCUAUAUCACGCAAAACGUUCUCCACCGAGAAGGUGAUAGACGCUUUUUGUCAUCGUGCAGCGGUGGCACACCAGUUGACGAAUUGCUUGACCGAGCCCUUAUUUAUGCAAGCCGCAGAACGUGCGAGGUUCCUGGAUCAAUACCUGGAAGAGCAUGGGUCCACUCUAGGCCCUUUGCACGGCUUACCAGUCAGUGUCAAAGAUACUUUCGAUAUAAAAGGAGUCGAUAGCUCCACAGGUUUGGCGGCAUUGUGCUUCAAGCCGGCAGACAAAAAUGCACCUCUAGUGGAUCUCCUAUUGUCGCUGGGAGCAGUCAUUUUGGCCAAGACCAAUGUGCCGCAGGCCUUGUCAAGUCUCGAUAGCAUAAACAAUGUCUUUGGAAGAACGAUGAAUCCCGCCAACCGACUGUGCACUGCUGGUGGAAGCUCGGGAGGGGAGGGUGUCAUGGUGGCCAUGAAGGGCUCUCUCGUCGGGUUUGGCACUGAUCUUGGUGGUAGCGUCAGAAUCCCAGCCAUGGCGAAUGGAGUUUAUAGUUUCAAACCGAGCAACUUGAGAUUACCAUAUGGAGGACAAGCAGUUUUGGUGACCGAAGGCACGUCCAGAUUAGGCGUGCAACCAGUGGCAGGUCCGCUGGCGCGGAGCAUCGAUGAUAUCAACUUUGUCAUGCAAGAGCUGGUGCCACGGGCCAGCCUAUGGGGCGAAGAUUGUGUGUUUGGUGAGUAUGCUCAAGGACACCUCCAAGGAGCUGGGCCGGACGGAGAGGUUGUCAUCGGUGUGCUGCGAUGUGACGGGAACUGCACCCUACUACCACCCGUGGACCAAAUUCUUUCUGAAGUUGCAUCGAGCCUGAAACAGCAUCCGAAUAUCAAGGUGGUCGAAGUAUCGACUCCAACGGCGUGGACACAAUCACAGAGUACCAUGAGCAAGCUGAUGGGCAUCGAUGGUGGCGUCCUCAUGGGAAAGCUCUUGGAUUCCAUGCAAGAACCACUGGUUCCCUGGAUGCAGUCGAGAUUCAGAAUCAGCAAACCCUGCCCGCUUACAGAAGUGACUCAGCUACAAACUCGACGCGCAGAGCUCGAGAACGAGAUGCUACAGAUUUGGUCAGAAGUGGACAAAUAUGGUAGGAGGACGAGGAAACUCGACGCCAUAAUUUGCCCUGUGGCACCUCACCCUGUGCCCGAGAUUGAGAGAUACGACGCUUUAGGUUACACGAGCUCGUUUGUUAUGUUUGAUUAUCCUGCAGGCACUAUCCCCAUCAGAGACGUGGUCGAGCAAGAUCUUCAUCUGGGACAGCCAUUCGAGGGCGAGUCGUUGAGUAGCUGGGACGAUUCCUGCCGAGCGCUGUGGGAUGAGAAAACUGUCAACAGGAAAGUAUACCUGGGCACCCCGCUGAGCGUACAAGUUGUUGUGCCGCGACUCGAGGAUGAGAAACUAGGAAGAGUUAUGGCGUUGAUCGAUGGAGUGGUGAAAGGCCGCUCAACCAGUCCCAAACUUCCAGAAUGA
Messenger RNA from Talaromyces rugulosus, 1731 nucleotides. RefSeq lists its product as uncharacterized. Lineage: Eukaryota; Fungi; Ascomycota; Eurotiomycetes; Eurotiales; Trichocomaceae. The transcript has a single exon. Bases 1 to 1731 code for a protein of 576 amino acids. The record is from RefSeq and is a predicted model, not a curated record.